GUCAAGCCACCAUUUUGUUCAGUUACAGCAAAAUGUUCGUCAAGAAGCUGCUGAUGAAAGACAGUACGAAACAAAAGGAAAAUUUACACUCAUUCAGGAGUCCUACACAGCAGUCAUUCUGAAAGGAUGGGAACUGUUGGCAUCUUCCUGAUACAGUGAAGCUUAUUUUGAGAUAUUCUGGAGUGAAGUCUAUUUUUUAUGUGAAGACUACACUAAUAUUCAAAGAUGGAGACCCCUUAUCAGGACUUGAAUACUGAGUCCCCGAGCUUAAGCCAGAGUCUAGUCCUAUUAAACAUAUCAGACUCUCCAGACCCCAGCUGUGAUUCCAUGAGGAGUGAUGUGUCUGUGAAUCAACCAGCAACAUUCAAAGAUGGAGACCCCUCAUCUGGACACAGUUCAGAUCAGGUAAACAGAUCAGACUCUCCAGUAUCCAGCUGCGUGUCCAUGAGGAGUGAUGUCACAUUCAUAGAUGGAGACCCCUCACCUGAAUACAGUUCACUGCAGGUGAACAGAUCAGACCCUCCAGAACUCAGCUUUGUGUCUAUGAGGGCUGCAUCUAUGAAUCAUCCAGCAACAAUGAACAACAGAUAUGUGUCACCUGGACUCAGGGUCAGGCCAGACUCUCCAGAACCCAGCGGUCUGUCCAUAAAGAGUGAUGUGUCUAUAAAUCAGUCUGCAACAUUUAAAGAUGAAGAUCUCUCAUCUGGACACAGUUCACUGCAGGUGAACAGAUCAGACCUUCCAGAACGCAACUUUGUGUCUAUGAGGGCUGCAUCUAUGAAUCAUCCAGCAACAAUGAACAACAGAUAUGUGUCACCUGGACUCAGACACGGCCAUGCUUCAAUGCACGUUCAAGAGAGUUUCAAAUUAAAUCUGAAAAUGAAGUUUCAGUGUUUGAAUGAGUUGAUAACAAACCAGGGAAACCCAACACUUCUCAGUGAGAUCUACACAGAGCUCUACAUCACAGAGGGAGACAGUGGAGAGGUCGAUAAUGAUCAUGAGGUCAGACAAAUCGAAGCAGCAUCAAGGAGAACACCAACACAGGACACACCAGUCAAAUGCAAUGAUAUCUUUAAGCCCUUAUCUGAACAAGAGAAACCCAUCAAAACUGUGCUGACAAAGGGAGUCGCUGGCAUUGGAAAAACAGUCUCUGUGCAGAAGUUCAUUUUGGACUGGGCUGAAGAUAAAGCAAACCAGGAUGUCCAGUUCAUUUUUCCACUUUCGUUCAGGGAGCUGAAUUUCGUGAAAGAUAAAAAACUCACUUUGGUGGAUCUUCUUCAUAGAUGGUUUAAGGACAUUAGCAAAAUGGACAUUUCAAAAUCACUCAAAGCUCUGUUCAUUUUUGAUGGUUUAGAUGAGUGUCGUUUAGAUUUAGAUUUUCAGAGCACUGUGAAUCUGUGUGAUGAAACUGAAUCGGCAUCAGUGGAUAUGCUGAUUACAAACCUGAUCAAGGGGAAUCUGCUUCCCUCUGCUCUCAUCUGGAUAACCUCCCGACCUGCAGCAGCUAAUCAAAUUCCCUCUGAGAUUGUGGAUCGAGUGACAGAAGUACGAGGGUUUACUGAGCCACAAAAGGAGGAGUACUUCAGGAAGAGAAUCAAUGAUCAGAGUCUGGCCAAUAGAAUCAUCUCACACCUAAAAAAAUCAAGAAGCCUCUUAAUCAUGUGUCACAUACCUGUGUUCUGCUGGAUUUCAGCCACUGUUUUAGAGAGAAUGUUGGGUGAAGCAGAGAGUGGAGAGACACCCAAAACUCUGACUCAAAUGUACACACACUUCCUCAUCAUUCAGACAAAAAUCAUAAGAGAAAAAUACCCAAAGAACCAGAAGACAAAUGAAGAAAUACUUCUCAAACUGGGACAACUGGCUUUUCAGCAACUAAUGAAAGAAAAUCUGAUCUUUUAUGAGGAAGAUCUGAGAGAGUGUGGCAUCGAUGUUGAAGAGGCAUCAGUGUACUCAGGUGUGUGUACACAGAUUUUCAGAGAGGAAUCUGGGCUGCUCCAGAGUAAGGUGUACUGCUUUGUUCAUCUGAGCAUUCAGGAACAUCUGGCAGCUCUAUAUGUGCACCUGACCUUCAUGAACCAGAAGAAAAAUGUGCUUCAACAGAGUCAUUCCUCCAAACUGAUGACCCUCUUAAGAAAAGAAAUCACAUUCUCAGAUGUACACAAGAGUGCUGUGGAUCAGGCAUUACAGAGUAAGAAUGGACAUCUGGAUCUUUUCCUUCGCUUCCUUCUGGGUCUCUCACUGGAGUCCAAUCAGAAUCUCUUACAGGACUUAAUGACAGAGACAGGAAAUAACUCCCACAUCAAAGAGCAAACAGCUCAGUACAUCAAGAUGAAGAUCAGAGAGAAUUCAUCUGCAGAGAAAUCCAUAAAUCUGUUUCAUUGUCUGAAUGAACUGGGUGACAGUGCUCUAGUCGAAGAAGUUCAGCAGUACUUGCAGACUGGCAAAACAAAGAUAAAGAAACUCUCUUCUUCACAGUGGUCAGCUGUGGUUUUCAUACUGUUGUCAUCAGAAGAAGAUCUAGAUGGAUUUGUCUUAUGGAAAUAUGGCAGAUCAGACCAUGUUCUUCUGAAGCUGCUGCCUGUUGUUGCAGAAUCCAGAACAGCUAAAAUUUUGUGUGUUGUUUUCUUCAGUCUUUUACGUUGCAGACUCACAAAGAAAAGCUGUGCAGGUCUGGCCUCAUUGCUCACCUCAGAAUCAUCUCAUCUGAGAAAUCUCUAUCUGUCUCAGAAUAAACUAAGAGAUUCAGGAGUGAAGUUGCUCUGUGCUGGACUGAAUAAUCCUCUCUGUAAGCUGGAGUCCUUGAGGUUGAGGGGAUGUAAGGUCACAGUUAAAGGCUGUGCUGCUCUGGCUUCAGCUUUAAAAUCAAACCCCUCACAGCUGAAAGAGUUGCAUCUGUCUAAGAAUAAAGUAGGAGAUUCAGGAGUAAAGCUGAUGUGUGCUGUACUGGAGAAUCCUCUCUGUAAACUGGAGGCACUGUGGCUGUGGGAUUGCAAAGUCACAGAUGAAGGCUGCGCUGUUCUGGCUCUAGCUCUGAGAUCAAACCCAUCACACCUGAGAGAGUUGAAUCUGCGUGAGAAUCCUGAAAUAAAGUCAGGACGUGAGCAGUUGUUAGCUCUUAAGCAUGAUGAACAUUACCGACUAGAUGAAGUAAUAAUGUGAUGUUGAUGUGUAUUAUCAGUGAGCAAAGAGCAGACAUGAAGAGAUCGAAGCAAUUUCUGAAUGUGUGUUAGGAGCUGCAGGAGCAGAGCAAUACACAGUGUGUAAAGACAGUAUAAUUGUAAGGACUAGAUGGAUGUGUGAGUUUAUGUACAGAGCACUUCAUGAUAAGAUAAAUAGUAAACAAAGAAUACCAAAAACAUGUAUGAUAUUCAGUGAGAAAGAACGUUGUGCUCUCAUGCUGAGAUAACAGAUGUUAUUUUAUGCAUUAAGUAUUUAAAAGUAAGACAUAAAAACUAUUUAUAUGUCUGCAGAGGCAGUAUGCUUUAGCUCAGGUUGCUCAAUGGUUUUGUUUUUUUAACCUUGCUGUUGUUGUUUUCAUCAUCUUUGUUAUAUACAUCUCAGCUGUGGAAAUGUUACAUUGAUUGUUGGGGUUAUGUUAAUCUUCUUUUCUUGAUAAGGUGUACAAUUUUGCUAUUUCUUAGUUUGAUUUGUAUCUAUUUGGAGAUGAUAUAACUGCAGUGCUGUGUGACAGCAGUAUGCUUUAACUUCAUAUCAUGUCAUAGGACACAGUGUAUUUGGAAAAUAUAUUGAUUGGCAAUAUGGUAUUGUCUUUAUGUAAACAGAGCACGCAACACAGUUUGCCCUGGAUGAUAACAAAUGAAUGAACCAUUAAGAAAACCUGAUUUUUUGUAGUCUACAAACUACAGACUAUGCAGCUUGGUCAGCACAGUCAAAACAUUCUUCCAAAAAAAGUAAAUAAUAACAAUUAAAAAUGACCAAAUAUGUAGUUAUGUGCCCACCAACAUGCUAGCAUGCUGCCAAUGUGAUUCUGCCCUCAAACAACCUGCCAUGGUAUUUAAAAAUAUGCAUGACCUCUACCAAAGAUACCCAGUUAGGGGAUCUACUAACAAACUUGUUAACAUUAACAUUUAUUAAUGGUCUAAAUAUUAAUUCAAUAACUAAAAAGUUGCUUUAGAUCUUCUCCUGUGAAGUUUUAAACAUGUCUCCCUUAAGUAAUGUUUAAAUAUCUCAUAACCUUACUUAGUAAGCAUUACUUACUUAGCACACAAACCCAGAAGCAGCCUUUAUCCUGAGUAGUUGAUUUUUACCUGCUUACUAAGUGCUGGAAGACUGUGACUGUGUAGGUACAGUCAGCUCGAGAUUCUUUAAGCAUGAAGUAAAACAAAGUGGACUGGAGCUGUUUUGUUUUCCUAAUGCCCAAUCAGACCACUGAUCAAAUCAUAAACAAGCCUCAUUAAGAUGACCUGGGGACAUGAUCUGAGCUUGGUUCAUUUGUGGAUCCAUUUAGACACUGUUACAGUGUUUGGCAGUGUUUUAGUGUCAUAAUUAACUUUUUAAAAGGUUGAAACUUGAUGAAGUAUUUGUGUUUUUGUUAAAUUUUCUCAGUUGUGUCAUGAAGGAUCUGCUGCAUUAUAUGUGUUAUGUGUAUUAUUAUGCAUUUAAAUAUAUAUGUGAUCUGUGUUAUCUGUGUAUGUUUUCUGCAAGUUCUCACCUGGGAUGACAGUGGGUGGACAUUCUGAAGAGGUGUUCCUUCUGUACCUAAUUUGGCAAUGCAACAUUUUUGAUUAUAUUGAUUGUGACUCAUAGAUAUGGCAUGUGACUCUGCUGAAAGUGUUACUGUACUGGCUUACUUGCUGUGCCCAGGGCUGAAAUUCAGACUACACACAAACACCCACAGCACUGGAUUUAUACAGAAUGACUUACUCCCAAAUGAACGAUUUCAUCUUUAUUUCUUGCUCUUAUUAUAUGAUAUAUACUACACUGAGAUAAGCAAAAUGGCUAACUAGUGUCAAAAAUGUCAAAAGCAUUUAGGUUGAAUUAUUACAGUUAAUAUGCUACAAACUAAUGUUAGCUAAGUAAGUUAAGGUUAGCAUUUCUCAAUGCCCAGCUGUUGGGAUAUGUCUGCACCCUCGUUAAGUAGCUUUUUUCAUUACUGUCUUCUUGGUGCUACAUUAGUUAUUUGCAGGUCUUACCACUGCUGUGUAUCUUUACAUGAUUAACAUAUAAAAAUAGCCACAUGAGUAAUGCAAACAAACUCUGUAAAUCUUGCUUUAUCAUCUCGACCAGUCACAGAUUCACACAGUCACACUGAAUUUGAGUCUAAUCUCUUGAGGCUCAUGUCAGCUUCCUAUUUGAGUUUUUUUAUGUUAAACACUGCAGCAAUUGCAUGCUAGCACCCACACAGGCAUCUGAAUGUCACUGCCACAUCAUUAAGGUGGAAUGAGAAAUGAGAAUGUAACAAUUGGCCUGUCCCAGUCCUGUCCAUGUGCUUGUGUUGUGUUUAAUUCCCAGUCCUGUCUAUGUGUUUCUUUGUUUUGGUUUUCAGUCCUGCCCUCUUGUUUUGUGACUCCACCCCUGAUUGUCUCACCUGUGUUUCCAUCUGUCCCUUGUUUACCCUCAUGUAUUUAAGCCCUGUGUUUUUCCCUGUGUGGUUGCAGGUCUUUGUUUGGAUGUUAUUGGAUGUAUGUAUGCUUAUGCAAAUCAGCUGCUACUGACUGUGCCACAGUCUGCUGUUGCUGCGCCAAGAUUGUGGAACAGUCUAUGCCUGGACAUUAGGCCUGUAACCUAAAUGUAUUUUCCUUGUACACCACUUUGGCUUAAAGUGUGCUUUAUAAAUACCUGCUUACUUACUUACUUACUUAACUAGUUAAGUCUUUGAUCAAGUCAUGAGUUUACAGUUUAGCCUCUAUUUUUGUCUACUUUAUUAAUAUGAGUUGCUAUUUUUCCCAUGCACAUUGUUUUGGGUAUGCCCUCCACUGAGCAGGUCAGCAACAUUUCUAAAGUGAUUCACAUUGAUGUGUAUAUUGGCUUUUAAUCAUGACCUUGCAGUAUAAUUAUAAUUAAUUUAUUAGUAGAGAAGACUUUACUUGGAGGGAAACGUAAAGCAGUAAAUAGUUAAUUUAUAUGAAGUAUUAUGUAUUUAUGAAGUAAAUGUGACAAUAAAUGGGCAUAUAUUUCUCUGUUUCUCAAAAAACAAUAACAUUUCUCAAGUUCAAAGCUUGAUAUGUUGAUGUCAAUUAAAUAUAGGGUUCACAUGA
Pygocentrus nattereri (red-bellied piranha) is the source of this 6218-nucleotide messenger RNA. RefSeq names its product NLR family CARD domain-containing protein 3-like. Lineage: Eukaryota; Metazoa; Chordata; Actinopteri; Characiformes; Serrasalmidae. Gene Ontology annotation, molecular function: protein binding. The transcript has 14 exons. The coding region runs from base 226 to 3159 and encodes 977 amino acids. The record is from RefSeq and is a predicted model, not a curated record.